This is a messenger RNA of Pogoniulus pusillus (Red-fronted tinkerbird), 500 nucleotides long. It is a transcript of the gene NDUFB7, whose product is annotated as NADH:ubiquinone oxidoreductase subunit B7. Gene Ontology annotation, cellular component: mitochondrion. The transcript is spliced from 3 exons. The coding region runs from base 59 to 430 and encodes 123 amino acids. Lineage: Eukaryota; Metazoa; Chordata; Aves; Piciformes; Lybiidae. The record is from RefSeq and is a predicted model, not a curated record.
UCGCUGUUUCCGGUCCCUGGGCGCCGUUUCCGGUUCCGGUGGCCGUCCCGGGGUCGUGAUGGGCGCUCACCUGGCUCGCCGUUACCUGGGGGAUGCGGAGACGGAGCCGGACCCUCUGCAGAUGCCGACCUUCCCACCCCAGCUGGGGCUGCCCGAGCGCCGGCCCCGCGUGAUGGUGGCCUCGGCGGAGCAGCUGGCAGAGGGCCGAGUGCCCCUGGAGCAAAGAGACUUCUGUGCCCACCACCUGCUGCGGCUGAUGCGUUGCCGCCGAGACGCCUUCCCCCUGCUCUGGCUCUGCAACGACCUGCGCCACCACUGGGACAGCUGCCAGCACCAUGACUACGUGAUGCGGAUGAAGGAGUUUGAGCGCGAGCGGAGGUUGCUGCAGCGCCAAAAGAGGCUGCGCCAGCAGGAGGUCACCAGCGAGUGACAGCAGCCACGGUGCCAGGGGACACCCCUGGGGGCAACCCCCCUGAAAUAAACCCAGCUGAUGCCUGGUA